AUGGACGACGAUGAGCUGAUGCUGUGCAAAGCUCCAAGUGAGGCCAAGGAGAAGCCGCCGCUGCGGCACCCCAGCGGCAUCCGCCACGGUCUGAAGAUGGCAGAUGCAGGCCGCCAUUCGCCGCGGCCACCAUCCGCCAUGAGCCACAGUACACGGGAACCGAGUGAAGGGCGGCCGGAUUCUCGAGGCUCCAACACGAGCGACUACAGCGGGUUCCGGCAGGGGCGUGGUCGAAUGCUGAUGGAGCGCCAUGCACGUGGUGCUACGCCGACCUUGGAGGAGAAUGGUCCCUACAAACGGAGUUUCCAGCUGCCCAGUGGUCAUCCACAAGCAGUUCCUUUGGGUGAUGACGAGGUGGCUUUCCAACCUCAAGAUCAUGAGGUUUCGGCGAUCACAGCAGCUGCAGCCAGAAGGAAAGAAGCGUGGGAAAGCUUUAAGAGCCAAGUGAACUCGCAGGAGACCUACGGCUUCACACCUCGCGCUGGUCGCGGUAUCGCUCGACCCGGUAGCGCAAUGGUCAAUCGACCCACGCCGCAAGGGCCGCAGGUCUUGCGUUCAGAGGGCAAGAAUUGGAGGGGUAUUCAUCGUCCACCAUCGGCGCACGAGUCGUCCCGAUUGGUUUUUGGAGCAGGCCCUUUGCGAGCUGCGCGGCUGGGCUGUGAAGCAGGUCACAGUACUCAAUACUCCUGCAGGGCAGAGGCUUGGUGGAAGAGAAGUCCCGGCGCCGACCGGCGCUGUCAGGGGCUCUUCGAGCGCUCGAUUUUGCAGUCCCAAGAACCGGGCUGGAACUCGGAGCUGGGCUACCUGAACUGCGGCUGUCCUGCGGGCGAGCUUUGUCCUCACUGGCCUUCCGGGCGACCCGUUAAGGCCGGUGAUGCCCCGCCCUUACCUGGUGCAGAAGGCGGCCAGGCACGUAGCCUUGGCCUCAACUUGGCACCGCCACCCAAGGCGCGCGCAUAA
This is a messenger RNA of Durusdinium trenchii, 960 nucleotides long. Lineage: Eukaryota; Dinophyceae; Suessiales; Symbiodiniaceae. The record is from the annotation of a GenBank genome assembly.